GUCGUCAGUUUAACAGUACAUGAUUGCGCACGACAAGCAGGGGCUGUGUUCUUGCUGCGGCUUGUCUCCCCCGUAAAGCUCGCAAUGGUUGGAAUGGUGUUUCACAGAUGACAGCUGUUUAUGGAAGGCCUCGGCUAGCAAACAGAAUCCGUAGCAAACGUUAGCUAUCUUUGUAAUCGUGGCUGUUUGGUGGUGAAAUCAGGAAGACUGCCUCAAUUCACUACAACAAUUAACUAACAAAACAAAAUUAUGGCGACUUGAUGCUGUAUUUGCAUCGUCAAGCAUCAAUCAGUGCUAGUGAAAUUUUCGUGCCCAUUUGUAUUUUGUACAGGAAAGCUGUUUAGCUUAGGUUUUAUCUUCGUUAGCUUUCUGUUGGUGAAGGCUAACGGGGUUGAUAUGUAGCUAGCCAUCGUUAGUUGAGCUGCUACGUAGUCUAUGCACAACUACGUCGAUUUUUGUAUCAUAUUUUGACGAGGCUAAAGCACAUGCAAAAGAUGACUCUGAGGACCUUUCUCGCAUGAGCUCUGUUGAACUGGGUGGAGGGAUCGCACUGCCAUUCAGACAAGCAUGUGGCUGGAGCAGCCCACAGCACUUCGGCUCCAUCUGAGGCUCCUCGCAUCGGUGGUGCUUUAAACCCCCUCCCCCGCCCCCCCCCACCCCCACCCCCACCCAACACGGGACCAGCUCUCCCUCCACGCUCUCUCAAUGUCUACACAGGUAUGUAUGAAGGCCUGCGCGUAUGAGAUCCUCUCCCUUUGGUCCAGCACCAUUCUAACUGUCCUGUAACAGAACCAACGUGAGCACAAGAGACAGACUCUGGGCUCCCAUGAGCAAGAGGGCAGCAGGGGUGCCGUCACCAUGAGUAGUACUUUAGGCAAAGACAAAGACUCCAAGGAGAAGGACCCCAAAGGUCCCUCCUCUGGGAAAGAAAGGGAAAAGGAGCCCAAGGGCCUGGGCGGCUUCAGCAAAGACGGCAAGGAGAGCAAGACCAAAGGGAAAGAUGCCAAAGACGGAAAGAAGGACGCCAGCGGGGCGCCUCCAGCCGUGGCCUUCUCUGUGGACAACACCAUCAAGCGGCCCAACCCCGCCACGGGCACGCGCAAGAAGUCCAGCAACGCCGAGGUGAUCAAAGAGCUGAACAAGUGCCGUGAGGAGAAUUCCAUGCGCCUGGACCUGUCCAAACGCUCCAUCCACCUGUUGCCCAGUUCCAUCAAGGAGCUGACGCAGCUGACCGAACUCUACCUGUACAGCAACAAGCUGCAGAGCCUGCCGUCCGAGCUGGGCUGCCUGUCCGGCCUGGUGACGCUGGCCCUGAGCGAGAACUCGCUCACCAGCCUGCCCGACUCGCUGGAUGGCCUGAAGAAGCUGAAGAUGCUGGACCUGCGGCACAACAAGCUGCGGGAGAUUCCGCCGGUGGUGUACCGCGUCAGCUCGCUCACCACGCUCUACCUGCGCUUCAACCGCAUCACCACGGUGGAGAAGGACAUCCGCAACCUGUCCAAGCUCACCAUGCUGAGUAUCCGCGAGAACAAAAUCAAGCAGCUGCCUGCCGAGAUUGGGGAACUGUGUAACCUCAUCACGCUGGACGUAGCGCAUAACCAGCUGGAACACCUACCUAAAGAGAUUGGUAACUGCACACAGAUCACUAACCUUGAUUUACAGCACAACGAGCUACUGGACCUCCCUGAGACAAUAGGCAAUCUGUCAAGCAUAAAUCGCUUGGGUUUGCGGUACAAUAGGCUGUCAGCAAUCCCUAGGUCAUUAGCCAAGUGCAGAGAACUGGAGGAGCUGAACCUUGAAAACAACAACAUCUCAGUGUUACCAGAGGGGCUGCUCUCUAGCCUGGUGAACCUGACAAGCCUGACUCUGGCAAGGAAUUGCUUCCAGUCGUACCCAGUGGGUGGACCAUCGCAGUUCUCCACCAUCUACUCGCUCAACAUGGAGCACAACCGCAUCAACAAGAUCCCCUUCGGCAUCUUCUCAAGAGCCAGAGUGCUGAGCAAGCUGAACAUGAAGGACAACCAGUUAACUUCCCUCCCUCUUGACUUUGGAACCUGGACGAGUAUGGUUGAGCUGAACCUGGCCACCAACCAACUGACCAAGAUCCCAGAGGACAUAUGUGGCCUUGUGUCUUUGGAGGUCCUUACAUUGUCCAACAAUCUCCUAAAGAAGUUGCCUCAUGGCAUCCGAAACUUGCACAAGCUCCGAGAGCUGGAUCUAGAGGAGAACAAGUUAGAGUCUUUGCCCAAUGAGAUCGCCUACCUUAAAGAUUUACAGAAACUGGUGUUGACUAAUAAUCAGCUGACCACGCUGCCCCGAGGUAUAGGCCACCUCACCAACCUGACCCACCUGGGCCUGGGAGAGAACCUCCUGCAGCACCUGCCAGAGGAGAUUGGUACUCUGGAGAAUCUUGAGGAGCUGUACCUGAAUGACAACCCCAACUUGCACAGUCUGCCCUUUGAGCUGGCCCUCUGCAGCAAGCUGUCCAUCAUGAGCAUUGAGAACUGCCCUCUCAGCCACCUGCCCCCACAGAUUGUUGCCGGAGGCCCCUCCUUUAUCAUCCAGUUCUUGAAGAUGCAGGGCCCCUAUCGCGCCAUGGUCUAAAGGCACCCACACCCAUGUCUGACACUGUAUACCAACAACAAAUAACGAAAGUAUCCAAUAAGACCACAGAAUAUAGAAUGUCGAAAUGGUCCUACCCACUUCAGUGCUGUAACGCAUUGCCAGUGGCAUCUGUGGAAAAGAAGGCAAAUUUUUCCAAGGCUGUCAUGAUAUAGCGCAGCCUGCUCGUGAGGAACCAGAGCCAUUUAGGUCUCCACGUCGACGCCCACAUCUACACCCAACAACCUUGCUAAUUGACAAUUCCCUUUGCCAAAAUUUAUGAUGUACAGUAGUAUGUUUUAGUUGAGCGGCUGUCAUUUAUGAUAUGAAACAUAUUGCCAAUAUAUUUAACAGUAAUUACAGUGGUAUAAUAGAUGAACAAGAGUACAACUGUAUGCAAAAACAAAAAUACUUUCAUCUGUUUUUUUUUUUUUUGCUGCUGCUGCCAUAAUCCAUAAUGUUUUCAAGUUUUCUUACCAUUUUAUUUUUCAGUCCCAUUUUUGUAAAACCACUCCUUGACUAAAAAUCUAUGUUUUAGAGUGCAGAUGGAUUGUUGGACUAUACAGAACAAAUAUCAAUGUUGGUGUUAAAAUUUUUACAUUUAAAAAAAAAUUGUGCCUAUCCAGUAUAGUUAACUGGUUAAUUUCUUAAACAUAAUUGUCAAUGGUUACAAAGCUAUGAUUAUACAUAAGUAUAAUUUAUUCAGCGUUUCCUUAUUAUAUUUUUAAUUAUUGUUUCAUAUGUUUUGUUUGUUUUUUUUUAAAUCUGUUUUCCAAUAUUCAUUCCCUUCUUGCAGGCUGGUUCAGCAGAAUCUGCUGUUCAGAGCCAAGCGGUGUGAGUGUGAGUCACACGUUGUACAAAUUAAAUGUUGCUCUUGUCCUAGUGAGCAACUCAUUACUGCUACAUUUCUGACUUCUGAGUUGAUUUGACUGCAAAACCUUAGAUAUGGACCUUGGCCUCUUUCCCACAAGUGAUGCCCGAUUCAGUCGGGUUGCAUAUUUCAGUGCCUCUCCCAAGAGAGAUGUGGAGAAGCUUUGGAGAGGAGCUAGAUCUAGAGAGAGGCUGCGAGCGUGUGUGUGUUUGUAUGUGGGCUGAUUGUUGCUUUGAGUGCACAGUGCUCCUGAUGUUUACGCCACCCACCCCACCCCCACAAAUCCCACCAUAUCUCCAGUGUUUGUCUCCAGUAACAUGUUUGAAACUCACAUGUUAUUAGAGCCAUUACUGCACACAUAUCAGCCACACAGUGAAGGAGGGUUGCAGAUAUAUAAAGCAAUUAAAGUGAGGUAUGCCAAAAAACAAACAAACAAUGAAGAAAUGAUUCCCAAUUCCCUGUUCUUUUGCCCAUGUCAGUAAGUGGGUCCUAAUUCAGUCAGGUUUUCUUUUUUUUCUUUCUUUUUUUUUUUUAACCCUUGUGGGUAAAGCCUCAGCUGUGCAUGUUGGGAUCUGACGCUUCUGCAGCUUUUUACCUGUUGAUUUUUUUUUUUUUUUUUUUUUUUUGUCCCACACUGUCCCAUGAUGCUGCUGGUCUUAUGCACUUUUUAAUGAUGUUGGCAUCCUCCUCCUCCUCUCGUAACAAUCAUGAUGUGUCAUGUCACAGAUUACAUGUCUAAGCGGGGGGGCAUUUUUGUUUCCUUGUGAAGUGUUUCUUUUGUUUUGAACUGUUAUGUAUAUUUUUAUGUCAAAAAGAAUAUAAUUUUUUCCUCAACAGAUUCAUUUAAAAAAAAAAAAAAAAAAUAUGUUCUAGAGUUAAAUUUUUAAUUUUGGGGCGGAAGUAUCCUCUUGAUUACAAAUGUAAACUUCAACUGUAUGUUGAAGUAGUCAUAUAUGUUUAUAUAAUGUGAGAAACCCAUAUCUCCUGUACUCUUAAUUUUUUUUAUAAGUAUUGUUAUUCAGAUCCCCAAUAUUUUAAUUGUUUUAUAAUUAUUAUUUCCCUGUUUUCUAAUGACGAAAUUUAAGUCUUCAGUUAGUAUUAUAUCAAGAGACUGUACAUUGAAAUCCCAUUUUAGUUUAUCAAAACCAAAUGUUUUGUAAAGGUGUUACAACCAGAAUUUGUAUUCAGUAAUGUUCCUUUUUUAUUUUCCUUCACUGACUUUCUUUCUCUUCUUUCAUCGUUUCUUCUUUCUUUUCUUUUGUAUUUUUAUUGGCAGCAGCGUUGAAUGGGUUUAGAGUAUGACUGGUCACUGGCUGAUUUAUGUAAAGGCACUUCUUUUUUCUUUCUCUAAGCCUUGUGUGGCCAGGACGUCUCCUACCCCUGCACGGGGGAGAAGUUACCGAUGUGACCGCUGCUUCUUAUGUACCAGCAGAACCCAGUUGCUGCUUUCAUGGACUUUUGGAAAACAUAUGCUGUAAAACAUAAAAAAACAAAACAAAUGAAGACAAAGCAAAACAACAAAAAAAAACAAAUGUUGAAAAUUCCUACACGACCACCAGUUAUGCAGACUUGACUGAGUCUGGGACAAUUCCAGUGACUGGACACAAGCAGAAAGGGUGGUCUUCAAACAGUGAUCAAAUCAUUUGGACCUAUGAGGUUAAAAAAGGUGCAUAAUUGAGCCUAAAGUUACAUGACAGACUUAAAAAGCAUAAAAAAGGACAUAAAACACACACCACACACAACCAUGUAAAAAGGGCUUUCUCUGUUCCUGCUAAACAGUACACCAGAGGCAUUGCAUUCCUGGUUUUGUAUAAAAGCUUCAAAUGUACAUUAGAUUUCUGUGUAAUUACCAUUAGCUGUUCAUAACAAAUGGAUAUUAUAUAAAAUGAAUAAAUGCCUUUAACGAGAACGUCAAGCAAGAUGUGCAUUAGGGCAUGCAGCGGAGAUGCUGUGUCCCAUCCAACCUUAUAUUUCUUUUGUUUUCUUUUUGUCAUUUUUUUUCUCCUUAAAUCUAUGUGCCAUUGCAGAGUGGAGUAGUGAUGACGGCCGAGCCUGGCCACAUUUGGGGGGUGGGAUUCAAGGGAACCCGAUGUGUUCUCACUGAGGAAGCAUUUAUCAAAAACCAGGAAUGUAAUUCAAUAAAAAUGUGCUUUGUUUUUAAGUUUUGAGUGGUGAUGGUGAUUACUCCCAGUUCCAAACUGCUAGGUGGUGCUGUCCAGGUGAUUUCCGUCUUGUGUGUCCACAGCAUCAGGGUGACGGCACUCAUGGGUCAGGGGUUCCUUCUAUAUAGUCUGUGAUUUUAGGUAAUAGAAAAAUGUUAGAAUCACAGUCAUCUGUCCAUGUCUAUCCCCUCCCUUCAUCCCCCUACCCCUAAUCUGUCUUGUAUGUAUUUCUUUCUUGCCUUGCAAUGUUGUAUAGGAAACAGCAUGUUGUUUUUUUUUUCUUUCUGGAGAAAUGAAAGUGAUUAUAUUCUGGGUCUGAGGAAAGUUUGUGAUUUCUUAUUGGCCAUUUUUAUUUUGAAUAUUUGGGAAAACUGUAUGGUGCAGAACUGCCUAACCCCUAUCCUUCUGAUAAGCAGCCUUAAAUGGUAUACAUGUUUUUUUUGUUUUGUUUUUCCUUCCUCAUAUCUUUGGUCACCUGGUGAUGGACGUCUGGUGAGCAUCCUGUGCUCUCUCUGUUCUUUACCUCUUGUUGUUCCUUUCUGGCUCUACAUGCACAUAGUUGAUGUUCCGGGCGACAGGAGACACAUUCUCCCUCAAAGCCAGACAUGUGGGGCGCUCUUCUAAUAAACAUUCUUUUGACUGCCUUACAUCUGCCAAGCAUUACCUUUGUCACGCCUGCUUAUCAGUCACUUGACUAUUUGUAUUCAGUAGAGGUAGACUGUCAGUCAUGCUGAAGCCAGAACUCAGCGGUGGGUUGACAGCUCUGUGUGAAACCAAAGUCGAGACGAGGGCAUCUCUGUCAGUCCUGUCCCUUGCUUUGGUAUUUGACCUGCUCUGUUUCCUCCAUCUUUUUGUCCUAUCUGCUGACCUUCUGCAUCCACCAAACCAAUACUGGACAGAAUGAGCGGUUUUGUAGGUAGAUGUCCUUUGUCUUAACACUGACAAAAGGACUCUUAUUGUGGGUUAAAUAUUCAGACACAGCUACCUCUUAGUAAGUCUGCAUUGCUGGGAAAGGAUUUUGAUAUAUGCCGUCGUAACAAUGUGUGCUUAUCCUUGUCCAGAAAGAAUUGGAAACCUGAAUGGUGAUACUACUCAGACCAGUGACCCCCCCCCCCACACACCCACACACACACACACACACACACAUUGUGAUGUACAAAAUCUUCACUGAAUAAUGUGUUGCAAAGAAGAGGCAUCAAGAAGUAUGUUUUAUUAUUUUGAACAAAAAAUCAGCCAACAACAAACUUCCUUGUAAUUUCUAAAACAAGAAUUCUAUAGACCCAAACUACUUGCAAAAGAUGGCACUUGCUAAGGCAACUGACCUUGUUUUUUGUUCUGUUUGUAAAUAAGUCUUUUAAUUGUAAUAAACCUAUAAACAUUUACAGAUUGAAGAUUGUGAUACAUUGUAUCCCGUAGCAGUUUUGUUUUUAUUUUCUUGUUUUUUUUUUCUUCUGCUGUUGCACCACCUUGGCCAAACUUUACUUGUGUCAUACCGCCCCCACCUGAAAAUAAGUCCAGGUCUUAGAGUAGAGCGUGCUUUAUUUUCAGACUCUUGGUUUGUACUUAUUUUAUUUGAACUGCUCUGGAAAAAAAGAAGCAAAAUUAAGCCAAGUUUGCAGUGAUUUGCACAUACAGAAGGCAGUUGGACACAGUUACUAAUGUUGAUCACUAAUGAAUGUACAUAUUGUAAGUUGUCCAACAUCCACUGAGAAGCAAAAUACUGCUGUUAGGUUUUUUCUGUUCCUCUUGCCUUUGUGUUAAAUUCUCCCAAUCUUUUUCCAGGGCUUAUCUGUCAAUUUGAAUGCCCAGCCAAAACGUAUAUGAUUCAGAGGGUCUGUGCCGCUCCAAAACCAUUCUCUGACAUGUUCUCCUCCUUGUGCUGUGCCUUUACAACAGAAAAGUGGGCUAUUCUUUGUUUCUUUACAGCAUUGAAGAGUAAUCCCUUAAUGGUGUCAUGAAUACAACCAGUCACUAUAAUUUUUUAAUAGUUGUACCCUUGUCAUGCGUGCACAUUGCAUUCUGGGUUUUAUUUUGACAUUUUGAAGGCUGAUUCGACAUAGUGUGGGCUUUCUGAAUAUGUAAUACCUGUACUUUUAAAUCCAAGUAAUUGUAAUGUUCCGUUCAUGUUACAUCAAUAUAAAGAGAUGAUUGCCUUGUCUUGAUUUAUUAA
Messenger RNA from Alosa sapidissima (American shad), 7804 nucleotides. It is a transcript of the gene shoc2, whose product is annotated as SHOC2 leucine rich repeat scaffold protein. Bases 859 to 2604 code for a protein of 581 amino acids. Gene Ontology annotation, molecular function: protein binding. The transcript is spliced from 9 exons. The record is from RefSeq and is a predicted model, not a curated record. Lineage: Eukaryota; Metazoa; Chordata; Actinopteri; Clupeiformes; Clupeidae.